Molecule: messenger RNA, 1269 nt
Organism: Penicillium alfredii
Lineage: Eukaryota; Fungi; Ascomycota; Eurotiomycetes; Eurotiales; Aspergillaceae
Product: 60S ribosomal eL42 domain-containing protein
Exons: 6
Coding region: 1-1200 (399 amino acids)
Biological process (GO): translation
Cellular component (GO): cytosolic large ribosomal subunit; ribosome
Molecular function (GO): structural constituent of ribosome
Source: RefSeq, a predicted model, not a curated record
AUGCAGUCCAGAGAGAAGAUCCUCCAUCCCAGAUUCUGCAAGUGGCAAGUGGACGACAUUCUGCAGAACAUCCUCGAUGCAGACAAAAGCCCAACCCCGUUCAUCGACCCAAGGAACAACCUUGCGGUUUUGGCUCGUCCGCCGCAGCAUACCCGGGCGUUGAUCCAGGAGAUUCAGAAUGAGAUUGCCCUUAUUGCCGGUUCCUGCAAAAAUCGGUCAGGUCUUUGGCUUGUGCCGUCGGAUCAUCUACAUGUCACCACCCUGGAGAUUGCAGCUGCGCGGGCCGAGCCCGAGAUUGAGGAUAUAGUCUCAUUUCUCAAGCAGCGCCUGUCUUUAUCAGAGUUAGUCAACUACACGCUCGCUCAUCGUGCUCGGCUGGUCAAACCGAUUGUGAGCUAUGAUGCCUCCGCGAUCGCACUGACUUUCGUCCCCGCCGCUGAAGAAAAUGAUGCAUACACCUACCAUCAUUUACGAAGCGAUCUCUAUAACACAGUGGCUCGCACGGGAUGUCCGAUUAUUUCUCGAUAUACUGUGCCAUCGGCACAUAUCACCAUCGCUCGGUUUGUCACCGAUCCUGCACUAGAAGCUGUUGCGCCAAAUGUCUUUCGUGAAAGUGUCUCGCGACUGCUUCGUCAAAUCGAGGCCAUCAAUACGGAGCUCAUCUCUGACGACUGGCGGCGCACAGUAGGGCCUAAGCGAACGAAAUCCCACAAUCCUCGACUCGCUCCUCUCCGACAAGCGACAAUCCAACGACCACCACCUCGCUAUCCGGCCAAGUCAGUCAAAAUGGUAAGGACCCGUGCUCCGUUCUCCUGCUCUAUCCCGAAGUCCUGGACUGGCUUUCAUAUCGCGACAGAGGCUCACGAGUUUUCCUCUGCACAGGUCAACAUCCCGAAAACCCGCCGGACGUACUGCAAGUCCAAGGACUGCCACAAGCACACCCAGCACAAGGUCACCCAGUACAAGGCUGGCAAGGCCUCGCUGUACGCCCAGGGUAAGCGCCGUUACGACCGAAAGCAGAGUGGUUACGGUGGUCAGACCAAGCCCGUCUUCCACAAGAAGGCCAAGACCACCAAGAAGGUCGUCCUGCGUCUCGAGUGCACUGCUUGCAAGACCAAGAAGCAGCUGGCUCUGAAGCGCUGCAAGCACUUCGAGUUGGGUGGUGACAAGAAGACCAAGGGUGCUGCUCUGGUCUUCUAAGCGUUCGAUUUCCUUGUUCGGAUUCUGGGUUUCCUGCAUUGCACAAGACGCUUCGCUGCUCUUGCGGAG